Messenger RNA from Prorocentrum cordatum, 7854 nucleotides. The record is from the annotation of a GenBank genome assembly. Lineage: Eukaryota; Dinophyceae; Prorocentrales; Prorocentraceae.
AUGUCAGCCGCUGCGCAGGCCUCGCUCAGGGCGGCGACCUGGCUCGCAGACCGUGUGCUGGAGAGCGCGGUGGUCUCAGAAGCGGGUUCCUGUGCGAUUGCCGUGCAGGUGUUCGGCGGCGUGCGUGUCGCGUUCGGGACCGUGCUGAUCGGAGGAGUGCUCGUGGGCGUGCAGUGGCGCGCAGGCGGGAGCUGGCAGGCGCGCGUCGUCGCGGGUUUCGCCACCGCCGCCGAGUUAACGACAGCGACGGGAACAGCACCUCCAGCGGGGGCGGAGGAGAGUGGCGAGAUCUUCUAUAUGAUCACGCCCGACGGCGACAUGCAUCCCCACGCGCUGCACACCGACGUGAUCCAGGGCGCGGCGAGAGCCCUCCCAGGGCAGAGGGGCCGCGCGUCAGUGGUUGGCACGGCCCCAGCCGCCAACGCGAGACGCCCAGCAGCGCCCAAGGAGGCGGGCUUGGACUCGGAUUCAGCCCCGAUUCCGCCUGGCUGGGAGAGCCUGCCUAGCCUGUCGGUGGACUUCGGUGCGAUCGGCGAGGGCCUCGGCUUCGUGAAGGUCGGCAACAGCAGCUUUCUCGUGCAGUACGGGGGCCCAGAGACGGCCCUCGACGCGCGGGCGCUGGCGAUCCACGAGAGCGCGGGGGACGGUCGUCGCCUGGGGUUCCGCGAGGGCGCGAAGCAGCUCACGGAGACCGCCUGGCCGCCAUGGCCCCUGCUGGGCCCGAGGACCGCUGGUUGGGUGCGUCGCUUCAUUCGAGACCAGGAUGCAGCGCCUCGUUCCCGCCGCGCUCGAUUCAAGGCAGAGGCGGGGCUGCCGCCUUCAGAUCCAGGGGUCGACUUUCACGAGUUCUGUCUGCGCCUGCUGCAGAUCGGCAUUCAGAUUGACCAGCUGAACGCGUCAGAGCUAGCGAUCUUCGAGCUGAUCUGCAGGAAGGCGCAGAUGAUUGAGUACAAGCACAGGGGCAGGUAUCUCCACCGCAUGGGGGCGGCGGGCGAUGAUCUGGCCGAGGACGAGCACAUCUACCUCGGCACGUCGGAGACCCGCGGCCCCAUGAUGAUCUCGCCCGCCCUCUCGAGCUACGCGGCAGAUGAGCUGCACAAGGAGGCGAGCAGCCGCGCCGACAAGCUGGCGAGCGAGAAUAAGUUUUUGAAAGAGAAGUUGGCGGCCAUCGACCCGAAAAAGGCAAAUCAGGAGCGGCUGCGGCCGCGGAUGAAGUCGGGGAACCAGCUGAGGAUGAUCCUCGACACGAGGGCCGUCAACCAGGAGUUCAUCGACCCCGACACGACCGCGCUGCCGUCGGCUGGCGUCUGGCGGGGCCUGAAGAUCCCAGCCAGCCACAACCUCUCGCUGAGUCCGGUGGACAUCGAGGCGGCUUUCUAUCGCAUCGGGGUGCCGCCUGGGCUGGACGAGAUGUUCGUGCUGCCCGCGGUGCCCGUGGACGCGUUGCUGGAGGCGCUGCCCGAGGUGGACAUCGGCUCUCGGGUGGAGGGCAAGGUCUCGCCCCUGCUCACUGUCCUUCCCAUGGGCUGGAGUUGGAGCUCGUACUUCUGCCAAGCGCCGGUGGUCUCGCAGGUCGUUGCGGCCGGCACCAGCGCGAGCCGCAUCAUUCAGGACAGGUGCGCGGUGCCCGACGUGAGCGAGACCGCGGGCGUCGCCGUGCACGUCGACGGCGUGGCCGCCAUCGGGUGCGACCCUGCGUCCGUGAGCGCGACGAUUGAGCAGGUCCACCAGCGUCUGGAGGCCAGCCAUCUGAAGUGCAAGGGGGUGCACUCGGACCCGUGGGAUCAGAAGUUCACGGGCUUGAACUUCGAUUUCGAGACGGGCCGCAUCUCCGUGAGCAGGGGCCGCGUCUGGAGGCUGCGCUUGGCGUUGCUGGAGGUCGCUGAGCGCGGCUACUGCAGCGGCGACGACAUGCUAUCGCUCCUCGGCCACUACACGUGGGCCGCCAUCUUGCGGCGCUGCUUACUGAGCGUCUUCCACAGUGCCUAUCGCUUCGCUCGGGCUGCAGGGCCGCGGCGCUGGCGUCUUUGGCCCGAGGUGGCCACUGAGUGCCGCGCGGCAGCAGCCCUCAUCGCCUUUGCCUACCUGGACACCAAGUUGGAGGUGGACCCCGUGGUGCUAGCUACGGACGCCUCCACUGGCUCAGGAGAUCUGGAGGCCACGGGGUUUGGACGCUAUGCCGUGACGGAGAAGACCUGGACUCAGCACGACGUGUGGGCCGCGGCCUCUUGUGUGGAGCGUUGGCGGUACAAGUGCCUUGUCGAGGACCCUGAGACGUCAGACACGGUUUUGCCCUUCGAGAGCGAGGGGUCAAUUCGGACGUCGAGUGCUGCCAAGCCUGCUCGGCGUGCGUCAACAUCGGUCGAGCACCAGGUGAAUUUCGAGGAGAUCGGCCCGAGCUUCUUGCUGCCGCUGGACUCCUGGAAGCUGAAGGUGUUCGGGCGCUGGCGGCGUCCCGAGGACAUCAUGCGUCUAGAGGGCCGCGCCUUCAUCACUGGCGUGGGACAUCGGCUUCGGCGGGCAGGUGACUGCCGCAAUGCUGGCCAACUCGGGGCCGACGAGGCGCGGGGCCGUGCUGCCUCGGCCCUCGCCCGCGCUUGCGGCGAGGCAGCCACCUGGCGGGACGCGGGCGGCACGCGCUUCCUCGGCGAGGCUGAGGAGCGCGAGCAGCCUGGGCGGGACUUCGCCGCCAAGAGUGCUGCCCAGCCGAGUGGUGACCAGGAGGACCCGUUGGGAGACGCCAACGGGGUCGAGCACCGCCUCAGCCUCAGCUCCGACAGCUCCUCCAGCAGCGACACGGAGUCGAGCGGGUCGGCCUGUGACUCGAGCCGAGAUCUUGAGAAGACAGCGGGCGAGUACCAGCUGGCCGCCAACUACAUGGACGUCCUGUUCUUCGACGGGAUGGAGGUCGGCGAGGGCUCGAGGCUGCUGGCGGCCCUGCAGUACCGGCGACCCAGCUUGGGGACGGCUCGCCACGGCAACUUUCCUGUGGCUCGGGCAGCCGUGGCGGGGUUCCGCCGCCGCGCCCGAGGAGGGACUCGAGACCCUCUGUGCUGGCCUUGGGCGCUGGCGGUGGUCGGGGUCAGCCUGCUGCUGGAGGACCUGGAGUUCGCGACGGCGCUGUGGCUGGCCUGGGACGGCAUGCUGCGCUUGCCGUCCGACCUGGUGAGCAUGACGCCCAAGACCUUGAUCGGGACUGGCAGGGCGGUCAAGCCCACGUGGGCCCUUCUCCUCUACUCCAGCGAGGAGGAGGCGAGGAGCAAGGUCAUGGGCGCCGACGAAGGCGUGAUCUUGCGCGAGGCCUGCUGGAGCGGCGGCGGCAGCGCGGCCCUGCGGCGCCCCCGAGGGGCUCGGGGCCCCAGCUGCCAGCCCCGGUCGUUCGACGGGGCUUGGUUCACCAAGCGGUUCGAGGAGCGGCUGGCCGCGCUGCCCGAGGCGCCCACGGCGGUCGCCUACCAGGUGCGCCACGGGGCCGCGAGUCACGCGGCGGCCGUGGACCAGCUCCCACUCAGCGGGAUCACCGAGCGGCUGCGGCACGGCAACCCGCACAGCAGCUUGCGCUACGCCAAGCACGUCCGCUACCUCUCCCUGCUGAACAGGGCGCCGCAGGCCGUGGUCGACUGGAGCGAGACGAUCCACGCGCGGUUGGGCAGCCUGCUCGGCGGGAGCGACGUCCUGCAGGCCCCCGCCUUUCUGCCGCAGAGUGCGCUCGGGGCCUUGCGCGCCAGCUGCGCCAAGGCCUCAAAUUCGGGUGCGAACAAAAGAGUCAAGUUUUCCCCGAAGUUGGAUUCUCGAAAGGUGAAGCGGGCCGAUACCUUUGUGAGUCCAGUGAGCACGGUGCACUGUGGGACUCGCUCGCUGACAUCAGGGUCAUGGACGAGCGCAUGGCCCAAGCACCUGACCACCAGCCAGACGACGAUGCCGAUGCUGAAGUAUUACGACACGCUGACCCUGAACUACUGGACGCUGAGCUUCAACAAUAACAUCCUCACGAAUACAGAGGGCCAGCACAGGCAGGAUUACGACACGCGGACCCUGAACGACUGGACGCUGAACGUCAAUUUCAACAUCUUCACGAACACAGAGGGCCAGUACGUGCGGGACUGGACGCUGAGCUACAUCUCCAUGAACACAGAGGGCCAGCACAUGAAGGAUUACGACACGCUGACCCCGAACUACUGGACGCUGGACCACUACCUACACACCCAGCUCGCGAAGGACUACUGGACGCUGAGCGUCAAUUCCAACUUUUCCACGGACAUAGAGGGCCAGCACAUGCAGGAGUACGACACGCUGACCCUGGACGACUGGACGAUGAACUUCAAUUUCAACGUCUUCACGAACACAGAGGGCCAGUACGUGCAGGAAUACACCACGCUGCACCUGAACCGCCACCAGUGGAACAACUGCACGCUGGUAGAUGCCAUCACGCAGGAGUACGAAAGCUACGAGCACAUUAUGGACCCCCUCAGGAAGAGCGGCCCCCCAGAGGACAAGAAAUGCCUGCAGGGGAUAGGGUCGCCAGCUCCGCCCCGCGCGCUGACGGCCCUAGAAGGACUGUACAAGUGCGACGCGGGCGGCUCCAUGAAGGGCGCCAUCGAGGACAUCGAGGCGGAGACGGAGAUCAGCAAGGAAGAUAUCCUCGACGCCAUCAACUUCGUGCGCCUGGAAAAGUGCUACGACCACGACAAGACGAAGCUGGUGAUCGGCGCGCUAGGCGCGCCCAUGUGGGAGGGCCAAAUCCUGAUCAGCCGCGCCCUCGAGGCCGAGGGCCAGGCGGUCCACCACCGAGACGUGGGCCCAGUGGGCUGGCUCGAGGCCCUGGUGGCGUGGUCGGCGACCUCGACCGCGCCGCCCGCCUGCCCUCCCUGCGCCUGCGAGUGCGCUUCCAGCUACCGUCUCUCAUACCCCGACGUCGCAGGGGCCAGCUUCGUGCAUCUGGUCAGAUCCUGGUGCAGUCACGUGGUCACCUUCUUGCUGGGAGUGCUGAUCGGUUCGUUCGCGCUGCCCGCUCUCUUGAGCUGCAAGUCAUUGCAGCGCGGCAAGCUCAGCAUGCCGCGAGCAGGUGAUGCGCACGCGAUUCGUUACCGCGUCGGCGGGCCGCAGGUGUUCCACGAGAGGAUCACGCUGUUCGACGCUCCCCCGUCGCAGGCGGUGAUCGUGACAGUCGACGGGGACGUGUACUUGGAGACGGCGGUGGUCAACGCCGACUGCGAGGAGGUGAGGCCGCUGCGCGGGCUCGGUGCUCCUGUGUACGGCGUGGCGGAGGCCAACGUAUCCCGCUUCCGAGGUGCGGCUUCGGCGGCGGAGCUGUCGGGCCACCUGCGCGACGGCGCGCUGCUGCUGGGCGCCGCACUGCCGCCUUCGCCGUUCACGCUGGCUGGGGGUGCCGGGGCGGGCGCUGCCUGGGUGCCCCAGGCGCUGGCCCUGGAUGACCCCGUCGGCGCAGCCGUGGUGGCCCCCGCGGUGGCGGCAGGGGCCGUCGACGGCGUCGGCGGCGCGGCGGCUGCUGGGGCACUGGCGGCGGCGGCCCCCCCCGUGGCGGCGGACUGCCGCGCGUUCCCCGCGGCGUUGGAUCUGCUAGGGCGUCGCCAGCUGGACUUCGCCACGGCCGCGAGGGACUCGACCACCACGUCGCGGGACGACUGGCCGAUCAAAGGGCCCAGGACUACUCAGUGGUGCCUUGACCACAUGCGUCGGAACGCAGGUGGCCCGCUCGCGUGGCACUCGAAGUGGAAGGCAGAGGCCCGGCUGCGGGACUCAGACGCCAUCUGCCAGCAGCACGAGUUGAACUGCAGGCCGCUGGAGACGGCCACCUGCUACGACCAGUUCAACACUGCGGAAUUGGCGGCGUUCGAGCUGGCGCGCCGCCAGACCCAGCUCAUCGAGGAGCGCCACUAUGAGGACACCGCGUCGGCGCAGGUGGCCGCCGAGGAGGAGAAAGACAAGAAGAAGGGCUUCGGGGCGAGCGAGAGUUUGCUUGCGUCGGAGGCCGAGCACUACACGGGCGUGGCGGCGAGCAAAGGGAACCUUUGCAUCUCGCCAGCGGUCACAGAGUUCACCGCGGAGCAGCUGAAGGCAGAGGCCGCCGCGGCCAAGGAGGGGCGCAAAGCCCGCGAGGACCUCGCGCCCUGGCCUGACACGUCUACAGCGCCUGCGGAGGUCGCAGAGCUGGCGGAUCAGGCGGGCGACCUUGUCCCGCGCAGCCGGCUUGACAACUUCGCCGCGGUGGGCUGCGACGCUGCUACAGUCACAGCCAAGAGGGAUCGGAUCAUUCGAACGCUGGAGAGGCGGGGCUUGCCCGUGCAUUCCAUCGACCAAGCUUCGCCGACGACGAUUUCUACUGGCCUGGAGGUGGAGGGCGGGAGAGGCACGGUACGUGUGAAGCCGUCCAGCCUCAUCCGCUUGCGCCAGGCGAUUCUGGCGGCGCUGCGGAGGGGGGCUGCCUCGCCUCGGUUGCUGGAAGCAUCGCUGGGGCACAUCAUCUGGGCCAUGAUUUGCAAAAGAGAGACCCUGUCCAUCCUGUCCUCCGCCUACGUCCUCAAGUCCCUCAAGGACUCCGACGUCAGGCCCUUGUGGAACUCCGUGAGGUUCGAGCGCUGGUGCGUCGCUAGUACUUUGCCUCUGUGGCCCUCGGACUUGGGUCUCCCAUGGGGCUCGCGGGCCUCGGCCCCUGAUGCGUCGCCCAUUGGGGUCGGCGUCUGCACAAGGGAGCCGGAGGGGCCCCCGGUGUCCAGGACGGGGAGGUCGACGGAGAGGUGGCGGCGCAGGUGUACGUCAGUCGUGGCCGCUGGGGCCAACGCUUUGGGCCUGGACGGGCCCCGCGCGGAGGAGGGCUUCUUGGGGGCCGCAGGCGUGAACGGGUGCAAGCCGAUCAACCCCGAGGUCUCCGUCAAGGGCUUCUUGGAGAUCCCCGGAGAGAUCACGAAGGCCUCCGAGCGGGCCACAGUCAUCUCGAGGAGGCACUGGGACCCCUGCAAGAACAUCUUGGAGCUCGAGGGCGAGGCGUUGCGCGACGCCGCGCGGCACGCCUCCCGCAACGUCGCAGCCCUCGCCCUCGCGAUCAACUUCUGUCGUUAUUUGCGCUGGCUGCCCUCGGAGCUGAACGCGCUGCAGCCUGCGGAGAGGCAGCGGUCCAUGACGAUCCAGGCCGCCCGUAGAAUGGCGCACCCUCGCCCUGCGCAGUUGGCGGGGGGCUCGAUCAACUUCCUGGAGAUGCCAGCAGUCACGGACGCGACGCGGGAGCGCUACCGAGGGCACGCCGCGAGGCCCCUGGAGUGGGUGACGCGGCACGGCCUGGACUUCAGCAGUUCCAGCCAGCUGGGCGCGGCGGCGGCGGCGUUCCUCACCGACCUGGCCCUGGACGGGUUCGACUCCGCGACGGGCAGGGUGUCGGCGGCGGCGCUCAGGCACUUUUUGCCCCACCUCUUGGGGGGCAAGCGCCCGCUGCCGCGGACGGCCCGCGCGCUGGACGGCUGGCGCAGGCUGGUGCCGCCGCAGAUGCGGCCCCCCCUGCCUCGGGCUGCAGCCACGGCGGUGGCGGGAUGGAUGAUAUCCCGCAACCUGCCCGGCAUGGUGGUGUUCGUGGCGCUGGUGUUCCACGCUUACCCGAGGCCGUCCGAGGCCCACCGCCCGCGGGCGGGAUCGCUGGUGGCGCCGAUCGCGGGGACAGGGUUCAGCUCGUGGGGGCUCAUUGUGAACGAUGCGAAGUCGGGCCGCCCUGGGAAGACUGGAGUGACCGACGAAUCGGCCCCGGUGGACGCCCCAGGGCUGUGGCCCGCGCUGCUCGCCUUCAGCGCCAACAGGGACGCGAACGGGCUGUUGGAGCUGGGCCUGCAGAAGGAGCUCCCCUAG